Trematomus bernacchii (emerald rockcod) is the source of this 1000-nucleotide messenger RNA. It is a transcript of the gene myl12.1, whose product is annotated as myosin, light chain 12, genome duplicate 1. NCBI's taxonomy places the organism in Eukaryota, Metazoa, Chordata, Actinopteri, Perciformes, Nototheniidae. The record is from RefSeq and is a predicted model, not a curated record. The transcript is spliced from 4 exons. Gene Ontology annotation, molecular function: calcium ion binding. Gene Ontology annotation, cellular component: cytoplasm. The coding region runs from base 99 to 617 and encodes 172 amino acids.
CAAUAUUAUCAGGAAGUGAAGAGGGCGGUGGUUGAGAAAAGAGCAGCAUCGGGCUAGCAGAAGUUUCGAGUUGUCAGGUAAACAAAAAAACAGUCAACAUGUCUAGCAAAAGAGCAAAGGGAAAGACCACGAAGAAGCGCCCUCAGCGCGCGACUUCCAAUGUCUUCGCCAUGUUUGACCAGUCUCAGAUUCAGGAGUUCAAGGAGGCCUUCAACAUGAUCGACCAGAACCGUGAUGGGUUUGUGGACAAAGAGGACCUCCACGACAUGCUGGCAUCACUGGGGAAAAAUCCAACUGAUGAGUACCUGGAGGCCAUGAUGAUGGAAGCUCCUGGACCCAUUAACUUCACCAUGUUCCUCACCAUGUUUGGGGAGAAGCUCAAUGGCACAGACCCUGAGGAUGUGAUCAGAAAUGCCUUUGCUUGUUUCGAUGAGGAGGGAGCAGGCUCCAUCUCGGAAGAUUACCUCAGAGAUCUGCUCACAACAAUGGGUGACCGAUUUACAGAUGAGGAGGUGGACGAGCUCUUCAGGGAGGCCCCCAUCGACAAGAAGAGCAACUUCAACUACGUGGAGUUCACGCGCAUCCUAAAGCACGGCGCCAAGGAUAAGGACGAUUAAAGAGCCAUACCAGCAGAUUCCUUUUCACCCUUUUUGCCUCUUUCUUCAGAUCACCGUGCUGCAUGCCUCAACUCUCCAGUAUAAACCCCAUUUACCACCAAAGCAAUAAAUAUCCAAUCUUGUUUGUUGUGAACUUCCAGUUUUGCCAAAUGUACACAUCUCCAAUGAGAAGAUAAAUCUAAGAGGCUGUAAAAUGUUUUUCCUGUCAUGUAAAGAUGUGAAGUGGCAGCGCCUUGGAAGCUCUAAGGGAAAUGUCUUUGCAGUUCAUAUGAUCAGGUUUAGAUGCAUUUUUACAUUUUAUAAGAUAAACUUUUUAAAUAAAGCCCUCUAUCAAGUUGUAUUAUGCCUACUGUUUCCCUUCUAUAAAUGACAACUGAAUUACA